GAUGUUUCAUUGCCAUGGGAUGACUCAUUUCUGAUGAAAUAACCUGCCUGGAGGAAAUAUCUUAAACUACCUGUGUCCACACUUGCCACUUUCACUGUUUAACAUUAGCAAAGUCAAACAAUCAUGGGCUUCCAUUCACCUGUCUGCAGGGUUUUGCGCAGGGUGAAGUGUUUUGUACUGCUCCUUCUCUCGCUGUCAUUGCUGGCUUGGAUUACAACUUUUUCAGGUGAAACCUUGAAAUCCGUUCAGGUUCCCACUGACACAACACAAGCUCUUGUCAAAAAAGACAGUCUGAAGGAUGAACUCAUCACUUGGACAGAAGCACCUGAUCAUUUAAAUACACCACCACCAAAAUGCUCUCAGGAAUCACCGUUGCUAAAGGGAGCUGUGAACCUGACCUUUGAAUCCUCUAUGAAACUGAAGGAUGUGGAGAGUGAGAACAAAGGAGUGACUGAAGGCCAGUAUAAGCCCUCGGACUGUACAGCGAGGCAGAGCGUAGCGAUCCUUAUCCCUCAUCGCAACCGAGAGAGACACCUCCUCUACCUCCUGUGCCACUUGCACCCCUUUCUGCAAAGGCAGCAACUACACUAUGCUGUUUAUGUCAUCCAGCAGGCUGGUGAUGCAACCUUUAAUCGUGCCAAGUUACUGAAUGUUGGGUAUUUGGAGGCACUGAAAGACUUCAGUUGGGAGUGCUUCAUCUUCCAUGAUGUGGACCUGGUUCCGGAAAACGAUCACAAUUUAUACAUCUGUGACAAGCAGCCCAAACACUUGGUGGUUGGCCGGAAUGUCACAGGAUACAAGCUGCGUUACAAAGGCUACUUUGGAGGAGUUACAGCCAUGACUAAAGACCAGUUUCAUCAAGUGAAUGGAUUCUCAAACACUUACUGGGGGUGGGGUGGAGAGGACGAUGACCUCCGCAUCAGGGCUGAGCUCAAUAAAAUGAAGAUUGUGCGGCCGCCCGCUGACAUAGCUCGCUAUACCAUGGUGUUUCACAAACGGGACAGUGGUAAUAAAUUAAACAAGGACAGGAUGCAUUUGUUAGGACGAACACAACAGGUAUGGAGAAAGGAUGGACUCAGCAGCUGCUCGUAUAAGACUGUAUCGGUAGAGAGGCUGCCUCUUUAUGUGAACAUUACUGUGGACAUUGGAAAGCCACUGAGCUGAAAUUUCAGACAGGAAGUCCUGCUGUAGCA
This is a messenger RNA of Monopterus albus (swamp eel), 1193 nucleotides long. RefSeq names its product UDP-Gal:betaGlcNAc beta 1,4- galactosyltransferase, polypeptide 4 (gene b4galt4). Bases 124 to 1164 code for a protein of 346 amino acids. The transcript has 6 exons. Lineage: Eukaryota; Metazoa; Chordata; Actinopteri; Synbranchiformes; Synbranchidae. The record is from RefSeq and is a predicted model, not a curated record. Gene Ontology annotation, cellular component: Golgi apparatus. Gene Ontology annotation, biological process: carbohydrate metabolic process. Gene Ontology annotation, molecular function: galactosyltransferase activity.